Rhodotorula graminis WP1 is the source of this 2181-nucleotide messenger RNA. RefSeq lists its product as uncharacterized. The record is from RefSeq and is a predicted model, not a curated record. NCBI's taxonomy places the organism in Eukaryota, Fungi, Basidiomycota, Microbotryomycetes, Sporidiobolales, Sporidiobolaceae. Gene Ontology annotation, biological process: ribosomal large subunit biogenesis. Bases 1 to 2181 code for a protein of 726 amino acids. Gene Ontology annotation, cellular component: Noc2p-Noc3p complex; nucleolus; Noc1p-Noc2p complex. The transcript is spliced from 6 exons.
AUGGCCAAGACCGGCUCCAAGCGCAAGCAGACUGUCGCCUUCCUCAAGUCGGGCGCCCUCAAGGGCCAGAUCGACGCCCGCCACAAGCGCAAGGACUUUGCCCAGAAGAAGAAGGGCCGCGACGCCAAGCGCAACAAGGGCGUCCUCCCCGCCCACCAGCAGCCAAAGGCCGACGUCAGCGACGACGAGUUCGAGGAGGUCAAGCGCCGCAAGGAGGAGGCCGACGAGGUCGACAGCGACGAGGACGAGGCCGAGAUGGGCGUCGACGACGUGCUCGGCGCAGAGGGGCUCGGCAGUGACGGCGGCGAGCAGGACGGCGACGAGGGCGAGGACGACGGCUCCGACCUCGAAGACGACGACCUGUCCAACCUCGAGGACGACGAGGGCCAGCACAUGGCCGACAUCGCCGCCCUCGCUCAGAAGGACCCCGACUUCUUCAAGUACCUCCAGGAGAACGACCCCGAGCUCCUCGACUUUGCCGACCAGGACGGCGCCGGCGCCGAGGACGACGAGGACGAGGACGAGGACGAGGAGAUGAGCGAGGAGGAGGACAGCGAGGACGAGGCGCGCGGCAAGAAGGCCUCGAAGGGCAAGGGCAAGGAGAAGGCGCAGCCCAAGAAGGCGCGCGACGAUGUCCUCACCAAGGACGUCCUGCGCUCGUGGCAGAAGAACAUCCUCGAGACCCGUUCGCCGCGCUCGCUCCGCAAGCUCCUCCUCGCGUUCCGCUCGGCGGCCCAGUCGGGCAACAACGACGACGAGACGAUGGGCCGCGACGCGCGCGCCACGGCCGCCGCCGAGCGCUACCGCAUCGUCGACCCCAAGGUGUUCGAGAAGGUCGUCACGACGGCGCUCAAGUACACGCCCGUCGUCCUCCAGACGUACUCGCCGUACAAGGAGGUCGCCGGCAAGUACAAGCUGUCGACCAACUCGAAGCAGUACGCGACGACGCAGCGCCUCCUCAAGUCGUACUUUGUCUCGCUCCAGGCCCUCCUCAACACGACCUCGUCGGCGUCGGGCAUCCCGUCGCUCGCCGUCGCCGAGUCGGCAAAGCUCGUGCCCUGGGUCGUCGGCAACCGCAAGGUGGCGCGCGGGUGGGUCAAGCUCCUCCUCAGCCUGUACGACUCGGCGAGCGACGAGGUGCGCGUCCAGGCCUUCUUGGCGCUGCGCAAGCUCGCCGUCGCGGCCGACCACAGCCUGCGCGAGUCGGUCCUCAAGGGUGCCUACGCCGCGCUCCUCGGCUCGUCGCGCCAGACGUCGAUGUACACGUUGGGCGCCAUCACGCUCAUGAAGAACUCGGCCUCGGAGCUGUUCCUCCUCCCCGGCAAGCAGGAGGGCGACUUGGCGUUCCAGCUCGCGUUCGGCUACAUCCGGAGCCUCGCCAUCCUCCUGCGCAAGGGCGUCAAGGACGCGAGCAAGGAGGCGUUCAAGAGCGUGUACAACUGGCAGUUCGUGCACGCCGUCGACUUCUGGAGCCUCGUCCUGUCGGCGUCGUGCGACAAGCAGCGGGUCGCCGAGCAGGGCGAGAGCCCGCUCCAGCCGCUCCUGUACCCGCUCAUCCAGGUCGUCCUCGGCGCCAUCCGCCUCGUCCCGACGUCGCGCUACUUCCCGUUGCGGUUCCACCUCGUGCGGGCGCUCCUGCGCAUCAUCCAGCGCACGGGCACCUACGUCCCGGUCGCGACGUCGCUGUUCGAGGUCCUCGACUCGCCCGAGCUCACCAAGCGGACCAAGCCCUCGACGCUCAAGCCGCUCGACUGGGACUACUACCUCAAGUGUCCGACGGCGUACCAGCGCACGCGCGUGUACGCCGACGCCCUCGUCGACGAGGUCGUGUUCCUCCUGAGCGAGUUUUACGGCGCCCUGUCAACGUCGAUCGCGUUCCCCGAGCUCGCGCUGCCGGCGUGCGUCGCGCUGCGGCGGCACGCCAAGAAGCUCGCGGCGCCCAAACUGUCGCAGCAGGUCAAGCAGCUCGUCGACAAGCUCGAGGCCAACGCGCAGUGGAUCGAGCAGCGCCGCGAGCAGGUCGAGUUUGCGCCGGCCAAGCGCGACAAGGUCGACCGGUUCCUCGCCGGCGACGACGGCCACAAGACGCCCAUGGGCACGCACGUCAAGCUGCAGCGCAAGCUCAGGGAGCAGAAGAAGGCCCAGAUGGAGCGCGCCAUGCACGCCGGCGAGGACAUCUGA